This is a messenger RNA of Cottoperca gobio, 3869 nucleotides long. It is a transcript of the gene osbpl1a, whose product is annotated as oxysterol binding protein-like 1A. The transcript is spliced from 29 exons. The coding region runs from base 319 to 3225 and encodes 968 amino acids. Gene Ontology annotation, cellular component: plasma membrane; perinuclear endoplasmic reticulum; cytosol. The record is from RefSeq and is a predicted model, not a curated record. Gene Ontology annotation, molecular function: protein binding; cholesterol binding. Lineage: Eukaryota; Metazoa; Chordata; Actinopteri; Perciformes; Bovichtidae.
CUUUGCAUAGAACAGCUGAUGUCAGUGUAAACAGAAAACAGCGCUGUGUGUGAGAGACAGAGACAGAGACAUAUAGCUCAUCUGUUUCUUCAUCAGCUCAUUGUCAGUUGAAGGCGAUAAACGUGUAAAUGUGUGAGUGAGCGCGUGAUACAGUGUGAUGUGUCGGACUGUGUGUCGGACUGUGUGUGCUGCAGUCCAGCAGCAGGAAACGGCUCAGGGGGGGCUUUAGACAUCACAUGCAGGUCCACGGAGGGCCUGUGUGAGAACUCAACACCUUGGAUUUUACCUCUCAAGACUGGGACAGUUGAAGCAGGGUCCAUGGAGGAGCUCGAGCCAGAGGAGCAGUUCCUGAGUUUCGCCCGGAACGGAGAUCUGCCGGGGAUCCAGAGGCUCCUCAUGUCCAAGAUAAAGGGAGAGACGCAGAUUAACAUAAACUGCAGAGGGAAAAGAAAGUCUAACCUGGGAUGGACACCUCUUCACUUGGCCUGUUACUUUGGACACAAAGAUGUAGUGGAGGAAUUACUGAAGGCAGGUGCAGAUGUUAACUUACCCAAUAAUGUCGGAGACACACCGCUGCACAAAGCAGCCUUCACAGGAAGAAAGGAGGUUGUCAUGCUGCUGCUGCACUAUGAUGCAUGUGCUACUGUCAUCAAUGGGACAGCACAGAUUCCCAAAGAUGUCACUCAAAAUGCAGAGAUCAGAAGCAUGUUAGAAGCUGCCGAGAGAACCGAGGAGAGGAAACUGGAAGAGGAACUUUUGGAAGCUGCACGAGAAGGAGACCUUUCAACUUUAACUCAGCUGCUCAGCAGGAAGAAGAGCCCCGACAUCAAUUGCACAGACCUGCUGGGUAAUACUCCGCUGCACUCUGCAGCCUAUCGAGGCCAGAGACAGUGUGCCCUGAAGCUGCUUAAAAGUGGAGCAAGCCCCAACAUCAAGAACAAGAAAGGCCAGACAGCGUUUGACCUGGCUAGUGACACAGCAAUGAAGCUGGUCCUUGAAAGCAACGUUCAUCGGGGUAUGACCCGCCAAGUCAAAAAGUACGAAGGACUCCUCUGUAAGAGCUCCAGAUUCUUUGGCUGGCGCUCCUACUGGGUCGUCCUUCAAGACGGGGUUAUAUCCUGGUACUCAAAACAGUCAGAUGCAACUGAAAAUACCCGAAGGCAAGGCUGCAAGUCCCUCACACAUGCUCAGUGCUUGAUUCGAGCCAAAGACGGCUGCUCUUUUACCCUCAAGUGCUUCGAUGACGGCGUGCAUCACUUCAAAGUAUCGCCUAAAAGCGAGGCAGCGAGAAAAGCAUGGGUGGACGCAGUGGAGGAGCACUCAGCUUUCAGCACACACUACUGCUCCCAGGAACAGGGCAGCGAGGGCGAGGAGGAGGAAGUGAUGUCACUCGGGGAGCUAACAGACUCACUACAGGCAGCGGAGGCCAGCCAGAAGAAACUGGAAAAGGAGGUGGAAGAUUUCCUGUCCAUGGUGAAAGAUGACAGGCUGGCAGAACGGUUUCCAUCCAUCAUACCGCAGAAAUUGCAAGAAAUCUGUGAGUUGUCCAGCAAGACCAGUUCCAAUCUCAGUGUCUGUCUCAGCCUCCUCUCCAGACAGGAAGGGGUGCGCAGUCUGAAAUUGGAGCAGGAGGUAGAGAAGAAUAAGAUCCUCUCCGAAGCGCUGCAGACUCUCGCCACAGAGCACCACGAACUUGAGCAAUCAGUCGUCAAGGGAUCUUCACCGCGGAGUGCCCUCAGCGAGGAUGAGUUCCACGACGCCGUAUCUGAAUCUGACUCGGAGAUCUCCCUGAGCGGCUUUGAGACGGUGGCCAGCCGUUCCUUUGAGGAGGACGAGGAGGACGAAGGCUCUGUUAUGUUAGUAAGCAGCCCUUGCAGCAGCCCCACCAGCAUGUUGCAGGAGGAUCACCAUGGCGACAAGGACAAGACUCAACCCAACGGAAUUGCAAAGCAUAGGACCAGUUUGCCGGCACCAAUGUUUUCAAGAAAUGACUUCAGUAUUUGGAGUAUCCUGAGGAACUGCAUUGGAAUGGAACUCUCCAAGAUUACAAUGCCAGUGAUUUUCAACGAACCGCUCAGCUUCUUGCAGCGUCUGACUGAGUACAUGGAGCACACUUACCUCAUUCACCAGGCCAACACCGCAUCAGACUCUAUUGAGAGGAUGAAGUGUGUGGCUGCGUUUGCAGUGUCCGCUGUCGCCUCCCAGUGGGAGCGGACAGGUAAACCCUUCAACCCUCUGCUGGGAGAAACCUAUGAGCUUGUCAGAGAUGAUCUGGGCUUCAGGCUCAUAUCGGAGCAGGUGAGCCACCACCCUCCGGUCAGCGCCUUCCAUGCUGAGGGCCUGAAGAAAGACUUUGUGUUUCAUGGAUCCAUCUACCCCAAACUUAAGUUCUGGGGCAAGAGUGUGGAAGCAGAACCGAAAGGUGUCAUCACGCUGGAGCUGCCCAAGUACAAUGAAGCCUACACAUGGACGAACCCUACAUGUUGUGUUCACAACAUCAUUGUGGGCCAGCUGUGGAUCGAGCAGUAUGGAAAUGUGGAGGUGAUCAACCACAGAACUGGUGAAAGGUGCUGCCUGAAUUUCAAACCAUGUGGCCUUUUCGGCAAAGAACUGCACAAGGUUGAAGGGUAUAUUCUGGAUAAAAGCAAAAAGAAGCUGUGUGCUCUCUAUGGGAAGUGGACAGAGUGCCUGUAUGUUGUGGAUCCUGCUGCCUUUGAGGCACAUAAGAAAAACGACAAGAAAGGCGCAGGGGAGAAAAAAAGCAGCAAAGCGGGUUGCAGUGAAGAUCAGGAAGAGGUUCCUUCUCCAGCUGCAGACACCGUGGAGAUGAUUCCUGGCAGCCAGCUGCUGUGGAGAAUCGCACCCAGACCGGCCAACUCUGUCGAGAUGUACAGCUUCACAUCCUUUGCGAUGCAACUAAACGAGCUGCGUACGGAGAUGGAGGGAGCCAUCCCUCAGACGGACUGCAGGCUGAGGCCAGAUAUCAGAGCCAUGGAGAACGGUGACAUCGACCUCGCCAGUGAGGAGAAGAAAAGGCUCGAGGAGAAACAGAGAGCUGCUCGCAAAAACCGCUCCAAAUCUGAUGAAGAGUGGAAGAUGAGGACUCCUGCCCUGGGCCCAAGGUGGUUUCAGCAGGGGCAGAACCCCCACAACAGCUCCCAGGACUGGCUCUUUUGUAGUGGAUACUGGGACAGAAAAUACAGCCAGCUGCCAGACAUUUACUAAUGGAUAUUUCCUGCUCAGAGAAAUUAGCACCAUACAGUGUCCUUUGUACGCAGCAGCAUAAACUGUGUUUUCCUUUUUUAAUGGAAUAGCUACAGUAAUUACAAACAAUAUGCAAACACUUUACUUAAACUGUGUGGCCUUAAUCUACUACAUGGUGGUAAGAUUGUGGCAUAGAAAUGUCAAUAAUCCAUAUUUAAAAGUUAUGAAAUGUAAAGUUGUUUGACAAUGCUUUGAAAUGUAGUAUUUGUAUUUACGUUGAGAACAGUUUGUUUCUGUUUAUGAUGGACUUUUAGCACAGCGGAGAGGUCCUUAUGCACAGAGGUUAUGGUUGUAUCUGUCUUCUUUUAAAUGUUCAGUGUCUUGACUCUAAAUGUAUAUCUGUAUAUAUAUACUUUACACAAAUUCAACCACCAGUGACCUCAGCUUGUCGUUCAAAUUUCCUCUGGACUCCAAAUUAAACACAAAACCAAUAGUAGUCAGUAAAUACGAGGUUGAUGUGGAUGUUGUUUCUCCUAAUGUAUUUUAUCUAAGUUGAAGUUGAGGUUAUAGGUCACACGAUUUAGAUUUCGAAGGUGUUUUGCCUCCUUAAAGAGCAUUGAAAGUAUUUUACUGUACAUUUAAAUAAAACACUCCAAUGUAUCAAG